Molecule: messenger RNA, 492 nt
Organism: Lachancea meyersii CBS 8951
Lineage: Eukaryota; Fungi; Ascomycota; Saccharomycetes; Saccharomycetales; Saccharomycetaceae
Source: the annotation of a GenBank genome assembly
AUGGGAAGAUACUCGGUCAAAAGAUACAAGACUAAAAGAAGAACCAAAGAUUUGGACGUGAUAUUCAAUGAUUUGACAUCGCCAGCCAAAAUUCAGCAACUGCUGAACCAACCGUUGGACGAAACAAAACCGGGUCUGGGCCAGCAUUACUGCAUUCACUGCGACAAAUAUUUCGAGACCGCAUUCGCUCUCAAGACGCAUCUUAAGGGCAAAGUACAUCGCCGUAGGGUCAAAGAACUGAAAGGUGUCCCAUACACCCAGGAGGUCUCAGACGCUGCUUCUGGACUCAACCUCCAGAAGUUUUUGAACACAGUUGAACAGAUAAAUCAGCAAACCGGACCCAUCAAAGAGGCCAACGAAACCGAGCUCAAGGCCCACCUCGACACAACUUUGGCCAACGUGGCCACCACAGAACCCACGUUGCCACAUUUAGUGGAAGAGCAAGCGCAACCGGACGUCUCGAGCAACGCUGGCGAGGUACAAAUGGAGUAA